AUGUUUAAUUCAUCUUGCAUGCCUCCAGCACUGACUUAUAAUAAUUGUUUACCCAUUCUCGGACGUGACCAACUAGUCAAGUCAAUUAUAAGAGACAAUAAGUCAAUAUUGUAUGGAAAAAGUUUAACCGACUACAGAUUAGUAAUGAAGUUACUGAUCGUUCUUCUGUUAUUAAAAAUUUGUUCCAUUAAUACCGUACCAUCGGAUGGGCCACAAUUUCCGCCUACAUUUAGACCGUGGCGUACCAUAUCACCUGGCCAUUUACAGAGUUUUGGCAAUCAGAGAUCACCUGAUGGCCCAGUUCGACCUUAUAUAGAUCGAUAUCUACAUCCAGUAGAUUUUUGGGAGUAUCACGUUAAACAUAAACUACCACUUGUAUAUCGUAAUGCCAUUAAUCGUUCUCCGGCUAUUAAGUUAUGGGAUGAUGAAUAUUUACUUAAAAACUACGGUAACUUGGAUGUUUUAGUAGAGAAAAAAGUAGAAAAUAGAUCUUAUUCACCAAGAAGAAUGGUACUUAAAGCAUUUCUAAAUCAAUAUAAGAAAGAAGAUAUUUACGUUGUUACCGUUUUACCAGACGCGAUGAGGCCUGAAGUUCAGAUCGUUCCGAGUGUGUUAUGCGGAACAUUUAAAACCUAUCUUCAAGAAACCAAUUUAUGGAUUGGAUCUGGUGGCACUAGCUCUAUUAUCCACUUUGAUGCGGAUCAUAAUAUUCAUUGUAUGGUGCAUGGAAGAAAGGAUUUCAUGAUGAUUCAUCAUAGAUACUAUAAGUAUCUGUAUUUUAAUCAAAAUUCGCCAGGAUCAGGAUCCGGCUAUUCUAAAAUCAACGUCAAUAAAGUGGACAUGAAUUUAUAUCCUCUUCUAAAGCGAGUCCCGUGGACUUAUGCUACGUUAAGAGCUGGCGAUUGUAUUUACAUUCCAGGAGGAUACAUUCACCAAGUGAAAUCAUAUAAGAGGAGCAUUUCUGUUACUACUUUAUUUUCUCCAACUAAAACAUUUAAUUCGAGCGGCUGUGAAAAUUUAACUUUGAAGUAUACACCCAUGAGUGAAGCACCUAUCCACUGGACAUACAAAGAAGGAGAUCACACUAUCGAUUUAGGGUACCGCAACUUAGUAAUAGUCAGAAAAGACAUUUUAAAGUUAUUUGGGUUAGUUGCAAAGGGAAAAGCAAAAAUUACGAAAGAAAUGUUCAUGAAAUAUGGAGCUAGAGAACUUUGCGAAGACUGGCAAAGACCGCCAUUAGAAGUGUUUGAAAAGUAUUUUGACCCUGAUGGGAAUGGUUACUUUACACAAGAGGAUAUUGAGCAAUUACCUAUUGCAUCACUGAAAGAAAUUGUCAGAGCUAUAGAAAAUCCAGCAGGACCUUUAAAGGCCGCUGAAAGAAUAGAUUGGAACCAAGUGUUAGCAGAUAGACAAGCAUUAGAAAAAAUGGAAGAAGAAGAGCUAAGAAGAAGACAAGAAAGGGGUGAGGACGAGGACGAAGAGGACGAAGACGAUGAUCGACGAGAAGAGAGUGAUGAUGAUAGUGAAGGAGAAGACGAUAAUGAUGGACAACGUGACCUUCAAAAUGAAUAUGAUAGAAAACAACAGCAUAAACACGAAGAACUUUAA
Messenger RNA from Trichoplax adhaerens, 1608 nucleotides. RefSeq lists its product as uncharacterized. Bases 1 to 1608 code for a protein of 535 amino acids. The transcript is spliced from 7 exons. Gene Ontology annotation, molecular function: 2-oxoglutarate-dependent dioxygenase activity. NCBI's taxonomy places the organism in Eukaryota, Metazoa, Placozoa, Uniplacotomia, Trichoplacea, Trichoplacidae. The record is from RefSeq and is a predicted model, not a curated record.